CGGAAGUCGCCGUGACGACUUCCUUAGUAACAAGGUGUAUUUAUGGCUAGCAUGUUUAGCUAAAUGCACGAAUGUAAAACGUUCUCUAAAUUGCUUAUUUUAUUUUAACGUAGUUGUAUUUUAUUGUAAGUAGCAAUGGGUGGGAAGUCGUAGCGUCGUAGCAGAAAUAAUUCCAGUUAUCUGUGAAGCUAACGUUAUCUAAGCUAACACUUAACUAUUUUAUUAACUAGACUUAGCACCGCUAACCGCAUCAUGUCUCCUUGAAGAAAUGAAUUCUCGUCAGUGGUGGUUAGUUCAGAUAUUUAUCAUCUUCUGUGGACGUUUGGCUCACGCAGCCACAGAAGCAGGGGUCACCUCAACCGUCACUCCCAGCCCUAUAUCUGGGGAGCCUCUUAGCUCAGCAACCCCUGCUCCAGGCGGUACAGCGGCAGCUGGCUCCACCAAUGUAGGGACCACUGAGGCGGUUACCCUGGACCCCACUCUGGACCCCUCUAGUCUGGACCCCACUCUGGACUCCUCCACCGUGGAGCCCACCCUAGACUACACAGCAACCACGUCGCUGAGUGUGUCUGAAGCUCCCACUGUGGUCACUGAAGCGCCCCCUGCAACCACAGUCCAACCUGUGGUGACUUCAGAGGGUUGUCUCUGUGAUUUAACCCCUGAUUUCUGUGACAUCGGCUGCUGUUGUGACACACUCAAUUGUGGUAUUGCAAACUUGAGCACUGUCUUCACCGAAUGUCCACAAAAAGCCAUUUCAGGAGUUUGUAUUGAGAAAUGGCUGAUGUUCAGGGCCAACGUGGAUUCGUCUCUUGUCACUGUGACUGACUCCUUGUUUUGUGUCCGGCCCGAAGAUAAAUCACCACAGUCCCUCCCAGCUCUACCUCAAUAUCCAGCUUUAGGGGACUCGUACCAUUUCUCACCACCAGCACCUACAGGCAGCAGCCACAGCAGAGAUUUCUACAGGGUUGAUGAUGUCAUCCAGACAUAUUUCUCUGGCUCGUCUGUGCGAGGUGUCCUCCGUCAGCCGUCUCCAGGGGUCGCCGCUGCAUUCUGCGUCAACCGCAACCCUGCAAGGUUCUUGAGGUCUGUGUCUCUGUCCUGUACCCGCAUGUUAACUCCUCAGUCGUGCACCACUGACCCAAAUCUCAACGCCCGCUCCUACUUCUCCGACCUGAGCCUGAUUAAGAUUCCAGUAGCCGAGACUGCACACAUGUCAGAAUUUCUGAUCUCAGUUACUCCACUGUCUGACUGGCCUGCACCAAGUGAACAAAACAACUCCUGCAUCAAUGUGGUGAAAAAUGUUGAGUUUGUCAUAGGAUACACAGGCAGAGGAGAACUCACAUAUGCAACAGUGAACGUAGUCUUAGCUGAUGUGGAUCCAAAUCAGUUGCUGUUGCAGACGCACUCUGUACAGUUCCAGCUUGCAACACCGAGCCCCACUCCAGGAGGACCGACCCCUGCGGUCGGACUGAGAGUGGGAUCUCCUGUCAUUGGUCGCUUUGAUGGAGAAGUGCAGCCUCUGAGCACAUUGGGGGUGUCACAGAGUGGGGAGUGCUCCUCUGACCCCAGCAGACGAGCAGCUGUCCUCUUCACACACAACACCAUCACUGGCUGCACCUUUAGUUCUCCAUCUGGUGAUUGUUCAGAGCUGCGCUCCCAGAUUUACGGGAUCUUGCAGGGACUUGCUACUCCUGAUGUGAUCGCCAUGAACAUGGGCUCCCAACCAGACUGGACGAGAGUCAUCACUCAGGAGUGUCCUGUCAGCCUGCAGGAAACAUGUGAAUCAGGCUGUGUCCUCCCCAACUCUCUGUCUAUCCGAGUACUGUGGGCCCGCCAGGGUCUCCUAGACCUUCCCCAGAACUUCAUCCUGGGGGCCAAAUACAUUUUCCAGUGUCAAAAUUUUAAGUGUCCUCUGUCGUCUCCGAUCACUCUAACCACUGAGGUGACAUUUGUUGACACUACAGUUUACCCAGAACCCCCCAGGGGCACGCCUCAGCCUAACUGGAAGUUUCCGUUUGGUUUCUUCACUAGAGGCGCUGCUGAGCUGGACGGGCACAUUGCCAUUAACAGUGCCGACACUGGGAAGGUCACAUUGAGUUUACUGCUGUUCACAGUCAUGUUACUAACAGGAUUAGAGCUCAUCACCAGGUAGUCG
This is a messenger RNA of Epinephelus fuscoguttatus (brown-marbled grouper), 2155 nucleotides long. RefSeq names its product tectonic-3-like. The transcript has 14 exons. Gene Ontology annotation, biological process: smoothened signaling pathway; cilium assembly. Bases 269 to 2152 code for a protein of 627 amino acids. The record is from RefSeq and is a predicted model, not a curated record. Lineage: Eukaryota; Metazoa; Chordata; Actinopteri; Perciformes; Serranidae.